AUGGCUUCUGAGACCAAUCCGACGUUCGACGUUGGCAACCAUGAAGCUUUCAUGGAGUUUGCCCUCACCCAAGCCAAAAAGUCGCCGCCAGCUGGCAACAAAUUCUGUGUCGGGGCAGUACUUGUAGAUGCAGCUAAAGGCAGGGUCUUAUCGACAGGAGCAAUGUUGUUUUAUCAAGAUCGCCGACGAGCACAACCUUCCCGAUGCAUACACGAAGUCCUUCCACCAGAUACUGUGCUGUACACAACUAUGGAGCCUUGCAAUGAGAGGCUGAGCGGCAACAUGACUUGCGCGACUAGAAUCCUGAGACUCAAGGGUGCUAUUAAGACUGUUUAUGUGGGCAUCAGGGAACCUGGAACGUUUAUUGCAAACAAUGACGGACAGGAAAGACUCGAGGCACAUGGUGUCAAGGUCGUGUAUCCCGUCGAACAUUGGCACGACAGAAUCAUGGAGAUCUCAAUGGCCGGACAUUGA
Molecule: messenger RNA, 474 nt
Organism: Fusarium fujikuroi IMI 58289
Lineage: Eukaryota; Fungi; Ascomycota; Sordariomycetes; Hypocreales; Nectriaceae
Product: related to RIB2-DRAP deaminase
Exons: 2
Coding region: 1-474 (157 amino acids)
Molecular function (GO): catalytic activity
Source: RefSeq, a predicted model, not a curated record